AGUUUGAUGCGUUUGAUGAAAUCGAUGAAAUCCAUGCUGCCUACAAGCAUGGCAUCAGCUGUGUGGAGGGCCGGCCAUAUACACACACAAAUGACCCACAGCGAUUAGUUGCUUCUCAUUUCCUUCGACCAACCAUGACUGAAUACGCCCGUGAACCUUGUCCUUGGCGGAUCAUCGAUGAUUGCGGGGGAGCCUUCACCAUGGGCUUGAUCGGCGGUUCGAUCUUCAACAUGAUCAGCGGAGCUCGACACGCCCCCACCGGCUUCUCCCGCCGUGCCAUGGGUGGUCUGAUUCGCAUGAAGGAGCGGGCCCCCGUUCUGGGCGGGCAGUUCGCGGCUUGGGGUAUUUGUUUCGCCUCUUUCGAUUGCACUUUCGCUCAUCUUCGACAAAAAGAGGAUCCCUGGAAUUCCAUCAUGAGCGGCGCUUCCGCCGGAGCGGUCAUGGCGGCUCGACGCGGACCUAAGCACAUGAUGGGGAGUGCCUUGGUCGGUGCCGUUCUAUUAGGCCUCAUUGAAGGCUUAGGCAUCAUGAUGAACCGAUAUGCGGCGCAGUCUUUCCGACCCCAAGAUCCCCGGGAAGCACCCGCCGAUCCCAGUGCUUUGGGACCCACUCCUCUGUAAAUUGGAGAAUGGUGGGGGUCACCUUAUCCGCAUUGUUCCCGCAUCGCCCGUCUAAAAACCCGCAUUAUUCAUUCUGAUAUUGGUAGUUGUUCUGCUUACCAUGAAAUAAAACAUCUCAUUUAAGUA
Molecule: messenger RNA, 746 nt
Organism: Tigriopus californicus
Lineage: Eukaryota; Metazoa; Arthropoda; Copepoda; Harpacticoida; Harpacticidae
Product: mitochondrial import inner membrane translocase subunit Tim17-B-like
Exons: 3
Coding region: 135-620 (161 amino acids)
Biological process (GO): protein import into mitochondrial matrix
Cellular component (GO): TIM23 mitochondrial import inner membrane translocase complex; mitochondrial inner membrane
Molecular function (GO): transmembrane protein transporter activity
Source: RefSeq, a predicted model, not a curated record